CCGGGCGUCGCACCGUACCGCAUCAGUUUGGUACCAUCCGCCAACACAUCGACACCCACCAUGAAGACCGUACUAGUUCUUGUACUGUGCAUUGCCUCUAUAUACGCCGAAGAACCCAAGCGGUCAACCAAAACCAAACGCGGCAUCUACGGCGAAUCUCUAGGGUAUGGAGGUCUUGGAGGACUGAGCGGUGGACUUGGAGGAGGUUUUGGUGGAGGUUUCGGAGGCGGAUACGGUUCCUUAGGAUCCUCAUCCCUCGGGCUCGGUCUAGCGGCUGCUCCACAAGCCAUCGCCGUACCUGUACCUCAACCGGUUGCGGUACCAGUUGAGCGUAUCGUUAAAGUAGCCCAACCUGUACCGGUACCGAUCAUCAAGAAGGUUGCGGUGCCGGUACCUGUUAAGGUAGCGGUGCCCGUGAGGGUAGCUAGUCCUGUUGUCUUGGCAUCCGGUGGAGGAUGGUCUGGUGGCAGCAUAGGAUUGGCCAGGUCAGGGUGGUCUUGGUGAACAGGUUCCGGAUGAUUCCCGGAAAAUAUUCUAUGCGUGUGUAAUUGAUAGUUGAAUAAAGAAAAC
This is a messenger RNA of Cylas formicarius (sweet potato weevil), 570 nucleotides long. Its product is annotated as cuticle protein 79-like. The record is from RefSeq and is a predicted model, not a curated record. Lineage: Eukaryota; Metazoa; Arthropoda; Insecta; Coleoptera; Brentidae. Bases 61 to 504 code for a protein of 147 amino acids. The transcript is spliced from 2 exons.